Molecule: messenger RNA, 1882 nt
Organism: Cuscuta epithymum
Lineage: Eukaryota; Viridiplantae; Streptophyta; Magnoliopsida; Solanales; Convolvulaceae
Source: the annotation of a GenBank genome assembly
AUUGAACCAUGAACUUUCCUCUAACGGCGGCGGCGGUUUUGGCUGCCACUUUUUUAGUCCUCGUUUUUAUUCACAACAUAUUUUUCCGGCGUAGCAAAAAUGCUGUUCCAAAAGUGCCGGCAGCCGGCUUCGCCUUGCCUAUAAUCGGCCAUUUCCACCUCCUCGCCUCAAAUGAGCGGCCAGCCCACAGAAUCUUGGCGGACAUGGCCGACAAAUACGGCCCUAUAUUCCGGCUGAGGCUCGGCGCCCGCGAGCUCGUGGUGGUGAGCGACUCGCGGAUCGCUAAAGAAUGCCUCACCGUCCACGACGCCGCCCUCUCGGGCCGGCCAAAGGCGAUUUCCUCGGAGCACUUCGGCUCCAACUACGCCAGCUUUGCGCUCGCCCCGGCCGGCCCGCUCUGGCGGGAAAUCCGCAAGGUCGUUGUGCUGGAGCUGCUGUCCAACCGCUGUUCUGACGCGCUCAGGCGCGUCAGGGAAUCGGCAUCGGAAAAAUUCGUACACGACAUCUUCCGGGCCUGGUUGACGGCCCGGAAGAAAGAUCUGUCCGAAUCCGAUGACGUUUUUGUGACACUUGACAUGAAGGAGUGGUACUGGAAAUUAGUGAUGGGCGUAUUGUUCGGGAUACUCUUCGGGGAGAUGCACGAGGAAGAUUGGAGCGGGGCAGUGGCGACCGUGAAGAAAUUCUUUAGCCUUAUGGGUGCCCAGGUUGUGGGUGAUUACCUGCCAUGGCUGAGAUGGAUGGACAUAGGAGGUUAUGAGAAGGAGAUGAAGGGGGCUGCCAAGGAGAUGGACAAUCUUAUGGAGAGGCUGCUUCAGAAACACAAGAGUGAAAAAGGGGUGAAAUCUAAGGAGGAAGAGGACUUCAUGGAUACAUUGCUUUGCCAUUUUGAUUGUGGAAAAGAAACUGUGAAUGGUUUUGAUGCUGAUACACUUGUCAAAGCAACUUGCACGUAUUGAACAAUGACAGUGUGCUAGAGAAGAUCCAAGGUGAGCUUGAUAUGCAUGUUGGGAAAGAAAGGCUUGUCAACCACUCUGAUCUAAACAACUUGACUUAUCUUCAGGCUGUGAUUAAAGAAACAUUCCGACUGCAUCCACCAGCACCCGCCUUGUUACCCCAUGAAGCUAUACAAGAUUGCAUGAUCAGCGACUACCGCAUCGUGAAGGGCACGCGGUUAUUGAUAAAUGUGUCAAAGAUUCAUCGCGAUCCAAAUUCUUGGCCAGAUCCUGAGGCAUUUGAACCAGAUAGGUUCUUGACAAAUGAGCACAAAGAAGUGGAUGUGAGAGGGAAGCACUUUGAACUAAUCCCUUUUGGAAGUGGAAGGAGAGUGUGUCCUGCAGUUUCUUUUGGACUUGAAAGUGUGCAAUUGGGUUUAGCCAACGUUAUUCAUGGGUUUAAUGUGAGAAGGCCUUCAGAUGAGCCGAUUGACAUGACGGAAUACGGUGGCCUAUCUGGUGGAAAGGCAACUCCAUUGCAAGUUCUCGUCACCCCACGAUUACCUUCUCAUAUCUACCUUAAUUUGAAACAUGUAACUUGAUAAAUCAAAAGUUUGUGUAUUACUUUUACACCGUGGGGUCAGGGAGAGGAGGGCUAGGGAAACCCCGAAUUUCGAACCCGAGACCUCUCGUAUGGGAGAGAGGAAGCAGCGAUUAGCUGAGUUGGACCGUUUUUUUUCAAAAGUGUUUGUAACUUGAUUUAUAAGUUAACUAGAAAUAAAAUCCGAUUUAAUAUGUAAUUAAAGUUUAUUUGUGAAUGAUAUGGUGUAUACCAUGAUGUAUUAACUUGAUUUAUAAGUUAACUAGAAAUGAAACCCGAUUUAAUAUGUAAUUAAAGCUAAUUCGUGAAAAUUAGGCCUUCCUCUGUUUUUUUAAUUGCAACACUUUCA